Molecule: messenger RNA, 1492 nt
Organism: Acanthochromis polyacanthus (spiny chromis)
Lineage: Eukaryota; Metazoa; Chordata; Actinopteri; Pomacentridae
Product: zona pellucida sperm-binding protein 4-like
Exons: 8
Coding region: 383-1399 (338 amino acids)
Biological process (GO): binding of sperm to zona pellucida; prevention of polyspermy
Cellular component (GO): egg coat
Molecular function (GO): acrosin binding; structural constituent of egg coat
Source: RefSeq, a predicted model, not a curated record
UUCUAGCAGCUGCCCUGCUUGGCAGUCUGGCUAUGGCUCAAUUUUCCAAGGACCCCCAGCUUCCUCAGAUUCCGCAAUACAAACCACCUCCACAACAACCUCAGCGGCCUCAAAAGCCAGAUAAUCCUCCAAAAUACCCCCGCCGAGGGAUCCUCAGCGGCCCCAGACGCCUAAGCCCCCAAGUCCUCAGUAUCCUCAGCCUCCGCAGACUCCCCAGAAGCCUCAACAGCCUCCCCAGAAGCCUCAUCUUCCUCCGCCGCCUCCGGACUCCCCUCCAUCAUACCACACUUGUGAAGUGGCUGAGCAGUACAAGAUACAGUGCGGUGCUCCUGGGCUCACUGCUUUAGAAUGCGAUGCCAUCGACUGCUGCUUUGAUGGACGCAUGUGCUAUUAUGGCAAAGCUGUGACUCUUCAGUGCACCAAGGAUGGCCAGUUCAUCAUCGUGUUAGCCAGAGACGCCACCCUGCCCAGCAUCGAUUUGGAGACUAUUUCUUUCCUUGGAAACGAGCCGAUCUGUGCCCCUGUUGGCACCACUUCUGCUUUUGCUAUCUACCAGUUCCCUGUCACUGCCUGUGGCACUACUGUGACGGACGAGCCUGGCACUUUAACAUACGAGAACAGGAUGACUUCCUCAUACGAAGUGGCUGUUGGACCCUAUGGAGCCAUUACCAGGGACACCUACUAUGAGUUACUUGUGCAGUGCAAAUAUAUUGGCACCACAGUUGCAGCUCUGGUGGUUGAGGUUAGUAAGGUUCCUGCACCAAUUCCAGUUGCAGCUCCUGGACCUCUGCGUGUGGAGCUCAGGCUGGGCAAUGGAGUGUGUAAUACCAAGGGCUGUAACGAAGAGUUGGUGGCCUACAACUCCUUUUACCAGGAUGCAGAAUACCCCAUCUUAAAGGUGCUCAGAGAUCCUGUUUACGUUGAGGUCCGAAUGCUGGAGAGGACUGAUCCCAACCUUGUUUUAACUCUGGGAAGAUGCUGGGUAACUAGCGACCCCAACCCUUACAGUCUUCCUCAGUGGGACUUGCUGAUUAAUGGCUGCCCUUACCGUGAUGACCGUUACCUGACAAGACUGAUCCCUGUGGAUUCCUCGUCAGGACUCACAUACCCAUCUCAUUACAGACGAUUUGUUUUCAAGAUGUUCACUUUUGUAGCUACAGGUGGACAGACUCCCAGCAAGAAAGGGGCUGCGGAGCCAGAGGGUCCGAUUCCUCUCAGAGAACUGAUGUACAUCCACUGUGACGCAGCUGUGUGCCAACCUUCUCUUACAAAUAACUGUGAACCAAGAUGCAGCAGAAAGAGGAGAGAGAUUGCUGGUUCGGUCCAGAAAAUCGUCAGACCAGAGACAACCAUGGUCAGCAGUGGCGGGAUUAGCAUCACUAGCCCAAGUACUGAGUAACAACAUUCAGACAAACAUUCUUAUCAUGACAUCUAUGUUCCUGAUGAUUGCUUAAAAAUCCCUGAGCUUCAAGUAAAUCUUCAACUUGCUGAA